AUGCCUUCACGUGGGUCCAGCGAAUCAUCCAGUACGCAUUCUCUACCAAGGGGGGGUUCCUCUUCCGGUCGGGGAUCAGCAAAUGCUCUUCCAGUCUCGAGAAAUGUUAGCUCAGAACGAGCAAGUCUCCUCAAACCCUUUGGUGUAAGCAUUGAUCCAACCCACCGCAGACCUGUGUCAUCAGGUACGAACAGUGGGUAUCGUAGUGAUAGUGAUGGAUAUCAGAGCGGAAAUGAUACCCGUAGGAGGACAGAAUCUAGGGGUAGAAGUGGGGGAAGUAGGAGUGGUUCUGGUUCUGAUGCUACCACUAGAAGUAGAACAAGGAAUGAUUUGCAUAGUAACUCGUCCUCGGCAAAUCGAGAUCGGAGUCAGAAACCACGAUCAUCUUCGCAAGCGUCAUCAACUCGUUCCAAGAGAGAUGGAUCGGUUAGCGGAAUACCAAAGUAUUAUGAUGAAAAUGACCUUUUCACUCACCACAUCCCACCGAAAGACUUUGAAAGAUUGAGAAAGGAGGUCAAACCGACUAAAAGCCCAUCAGAGGUACCAGACUAUUACGAAGAUAAUGACGUUUUCAAUUACUCUAUCCCGCAAAUGGACCAUGUAAGAUCAGCAAAGGAGGUUAUACCUCCUGAUCACGAACGGAGAGCUAGGUCAAGAAGUCGUCAGGAAAUCUCUAAGAGAGAUACAAGUACAAACUCUCAUAAAAUCACUGGCGCGAACUCAGUAUCAUCCCACGAGAUGAAGUACUCGAACAGUCCGCUGGAAAUACCUAAAAACGUGGCAAACAAGGUCCAGAUCAACAAGCCAGUCUAUCACCCUGAGGAAGAGGCAGCAGAAUUGGAUGGUGAUGUGGAGGAGGAGAGACCAAAAAUUAAACGGAAACCAGUCAGAGCUAAAGCGCAAUCAGGAGGGGCACAUUCGAGGGAACAUGCGAAUCGGCAACCGCGCUACCAUGGAAAUGAAAAUCCACACGAACCAAGAAAACAAUUCAGUUUCGCGUCUCUCAAAAAACCUUCAAAUUCAGAGGAAACGCCAGGUAGUACGUGGGAAAGCGUGGGUAGAAGAAUAUCAGACAACCCAAGCCCUCGAGCUCAUCCCACCAACGGGCUAGGAAAUACACGACCGCCGGAACGUAACAUCCGUGAAGAAUGGUGGGGAGAUAAAAGACGUCCAGCUCGUACACCCCAAGAGCCGGUAAAAGAACAAAAGUCGAAAUCUAGUCGUUACUAUGCAACUAAUAAGAUAGAUCCGAGCCCAGCAGGCGAAACCCGUAGAAAUCCUUCACAACACUCAGAGCGAUAUCCUUCAUCAAAUGACUUUUUCGAUAAGAUCGCUCCUCGAGUACAGGAGGAAGAGAAGAAGAAGAGUUCAUUGAAGAAGUUUGGAAGGGCUCUUGGCUUGGGUCGUAGUAAAUGA
Messenger RNA from Botrytis porri, 1416 nucleotides. RefSeq lists its product as uncharacterized. Lineage: Eukaryota; Fungi; Ascomycota; Leotiomycetes; Helotiales; Sclerotiniaceae. The record is from RefSeq and is a predicted model, not a curated record. The transcript is spliced from 2 exons. The coding region runs from base 1 to 1416 and encodes 471 amino acids.